AUGGUUUCAAAAAAGGCACGGCGCGAAACGCCAGGAACCCUUGACGAGAGUCCGGUGGUGUCGGAUGAUGACGGCAUUGACAUCAGCUUCGUGUCGAAACGCAACGCGGCAUUGGCUUCUCACCAGGUUCUCGGAAACAUAUCUCUCGAUGCGAAGAGCGACUCUGCAAGCGAUUCCGACAGCGCCGACGACGACCCGGAGCCCGACAACUCACCUCCCGAGGCAGGCGCGGAGAGCGAUUCCAGCUCAGACGGUGAUGAGAACCCCGUCGGCGAUAUUCCUAUGCGCUGGUACGACGGCUACGAGCAUAUCGGGUAUACGCGCGAUGGAGACAAAAUCCUCCCGAAGAACAAGCCCUCAGCUCUGGAUCUCGCCGCGGACCCGAGCGCGUGGCGGAGGGUCUACGAUGAGAAGAAUGACAAGGAGAUAGUCCUCACGCAUGAAGAACUAAAGGCGAUAGCCCGUAUGCGUGUUGGCCGAUACCCGAGUGGGGAUGUCGACACCGAGAACGAGCUCAUCGCGUGGUCUGGCGCCCCGAUGAAGCAUGCUCUCACGACGGGAUCGGAGCCGAAGCGACGCUUCUUGCCGUCUAGGCAUGAGGCGCGCCUGGUGGUCAAGCUUGUGCGUGGGAUGCGCGCGGGCGUAAUUAAGCGCCCGAGCGAAAGGGCUAAGGAUGAGGCAACGGAGGAGCUGCUUUAUCAGUAUGAUGCGUGGGCUGACCAUGAGCCAAAGACUAGAGAGGAAAUGACAAAGUCAGAGCGCGCCCGGGAUAUUAUGCGACUCGCUGCUCCGAAACCGCCGUUGCCGACUCAUGGGGAGAGUUACAACCCGCCGGCGGAAUACCUACCGAACGAAGAGGAAGCUAAGAAAUGGAACGACCUUGAUCCGGAGGACAGGGAAACACAGUACCUGCCGGCGAAGCAUAGCUCCUUGCGACAGGUACCGCUGUACGAAAACUUUAUCAAAGAGCGCUUUGAAAGAUGUCUCGACUUGUACUUGGCUGUGCGAGUCGUCAAGGACCAAACAAAGAUCGAUCCGGAAGAGCUCAUCCCGGACCUUCCGAGUCCGAAGGAACUGCGUCCUUUCCCGACAAACAUUGUUUCCACGUUUGGACCGCUGCCUUCGCGGGCGCGAUCAAUUGAUGUGCAUCCUGCUGGCCAAUGGCUUCUGUCGGGCUCCGAUGAUGGUUGUGUGAGAUUGUGGGAGGUCGGUACUGGUCACCUACAAUGCACAUGGAACCUCACAAAGUUUGUCCGAAAAAUCGAUGAUGCUUACCCGCCAGUCAGCUCGGUUGCGUGGUGUCCAAAAGAUCAAGCCUAUGUCUUUGCAGCAACGAUAGGCUACUCGCUCGUUGUGGUGGGCGCAGCAUCUGCUAUGGGGAUAGCAGUAGAAGAAACGGGGAUGGCGAUGGAGAACCAAAGGGCUUCCAGCCCUGAUGAAGAACGAAUUGAGAUCAUGAAGGAAGCAGGGGUAGUCUGGGAAGAGAAAAAUGUUGAUGAGCAUGAGCAGGAAGGGAACAAGGAUGCGGAAGAAGAGGAAAACCCAGUGGGUGAGAAUCGCGCCGAGUCUGGGGAAAAGGGUAACGGAAACGAAAACGAUUUUGGGGAAACCAAGGAAGACGAGUGUCAUAUUAUUACGAUUUCACACCCUAGACCUCUUCGAACGCUCUGCUGGCAUCGAAAGGGCGACUACAUCGCAUGUGUUGGUAAGGACGGGAGUGGUGGGACAGUAGCCAUCCACAGGCUAUCGCACCGAACAACGCAGAUGCCAUUCAAAAGAAAAACAGCGUUGGUGCAGGCGGUGAAAUUCCAUCCAACCAGACCCUUCUUUCUCGUUGCGACAAUGCACCAUGUGAGAAUCUAUAACUUGGCGUUGCAGCGAAUGGUGAAGACGUUAAAACCAGGAGUGUCAUGGAUCUCGUCGAUCGACGUCCAUCCGAGUGGAGACCACGUGCUAGUGACUUCGUACGACAAACGGCUAUGUUGGUUCGAUUUAGAUCUGUCCAUACGGCCGUACAAGACGAUACGAAACCACGACAAGGCGGUACGCACUGCCAAAUACCAUCCACGAUUACCGCUGUUUGCAGACGCUUCGGAUGACGGAUCGAGCCAUAUCUUUCACGGAAUGGUUUAUGAUGACCUUGCGAAAAACGCUCUAAUCGUGCCGGUGAAGAGGCUCGAGAGCUGCUCCAAAAUUGUGAGCUCGCUUGGUGUGCUUGACAUCGCGUGGCAUCCUCGGCUGCCGUGGCUGUUCACGUCGGGGGCGGACAGCAACAUCCAUUUACUAACAGAUUGCUCCCAAGGAUAA
This is a messenger RNA of Chondrus crispus (carragheen), 2307 nucleotides long. Its product is annotated as Ribosome biogenesis protein ERB Nucleolus. The record is from RefSeq and is a predicted model, not a curated record. Gene Ontology annotation, biological process: maturation of LSU-rRNA from tricistronic rRNA transcript (SSU-rRNA, 5.8S rRNA, LSU-rRNA); ribosome biogenesis. The transcript has a single exon. Lineage: Eukaryota; Rhodophyta; Florideophyceae; Gigartinales; Gigartinaceae. The coding region runs from base 1 to 2307 and encodes 768 amino acids. Gene Ontology annotation, molecular function: protein binding; ribonucleoprotein complex binding. Gene Ontology annotation, cellular component: PeBoW complex; preribosome, large subunit precursor.